Messenger RNA from Pseudophryne corroboree (corroboree frog), 2954 nucleotides. It is a transcript of the gene PSMD2, whose product is annotated as proteasome 26S subunit ubiquitin receptor, non-ATPase 2. The transcript is spliced from 21 exons. Bases 168 to 2855 code for a protein of 895 amino acids. Gene Ontology annotation, biological process: proteasome-mediated ubiquitin-dependent protein catabolic process; regulation of protein catabolic process. Gene Ontology annotation, molecular function: enzyme regulator activity. Gene Ontology annotation, cellular component: proteasome storage granule; nucleus; proteasome regulatory particle, base subcomplex. The record is from RefSeq and is a predicted model, not a curated record. Lineage: Eukaryota; Metazoa; Chordata; Amphibia; Anura; Myobatrachidae.
GAGGUGUAGCAAGAUGGCGCACGCCGCACGUACGAGACCCCUCUCUUUGCCAACGUCUGCUGGUCAGGUGAUCCGCAGCGUCUGACCCGUCUGAGAGCGUAGUCACGGCGCCUGCGCGGAUUGGCCAGCCUGUGUGUGCUAGUGUAAGACAUUCAUUUGCCGCAGACAUGGAGGAGCAGAGCCGGAGCCAACAGACACCCCCGGCCGGCAAAAGCAAGGAGACCGGCGGGGAUAAGGCCGAGCCGGUGAAGGAUAAGAAGGAGGAGCAGGAGCUGUCUGAAGAAGACAAACAACUGCAAGAUGAGCUUGAAAUGCUUGUGGAGCGACUGGGGGAGAAAGACAGCUCACUUUACAGACCAGCUCUGGAGGAGCUGCGCAGACAGAUACGCUCCUCUACUACUUCCAUGACCUCUGUUCCCAAACCUCUCAAGUUUUUGCGACCACACUUUGGCAAACUUAAAGAGAUAUUUGAGAGUAUGGCACCUGGAGAAAACAAACGUUUUGCUGCUGAUAUAAUUUCUGUUCUUGCUAUGACCAUGAGUGGAGAGAGGGAGUGCCUAAAAUACAGACUGCUAGGCUCACAGGAGGAACUGGCAUCAUGGGGUCAUGAGUAUGUAAGGCACUUGGCUGGGGAGGUAGCUAAGGAAUGGCAAGAGGUGGAAGAGUCUGAUAAAUCUCAACGGGACACUCUGCUGACGUUGGUGAAGGAGAUUGUUCCAUAUAAUAUGGCACACAAUGCUGAGCACGAGGCCUGUGACCUGCUGAUGGAGAUAGAGCAGAUGGACAUGCUGGAAAAAUACAUUGAUGAUAAUGCCUAUGCUAAAGUUUGCCUCUAUUUGACAAGUUGUGUGAGUUAUGUUCCUGAGCCUGAGAACUCCGCUCUCUUGCGAUGUGCCCUUGCCAUCUUCCGCAAGUUCAACCGUUAUCCAGAGGCUUUGCGCCUUGCUCUGAUCCUCAAUGACAUGGAGCUUGUGGAGGACAUCUUUACUUCCUGCAAGGAUGUGGUUAUCCAGAAACAAAUGGCAUUUAUGCUAGGCCGCCAUGGAGUAUACCUCAGUCUGAAUGAGGAUGUGGAAGAGUAUGAAGAUUUAACGGAAAUUAUGUCCAAUGUCCAACUUAACAGCAAUUUCCUAGCACUGGCUCGUGAACUGGAUAUUAUGGAGCCCAAAGUGCCAGAUGAUAUUUACAAGACACAUCUAGAGAAUAACCGAUUUGGAGGCAGUGGAUCACAAGUGGAUUCAGCUAGAAUGAAUUUGGCUUCAUCAUUCGUGAAUGGAUUUGUUAAUGCAGCAUUUGGUCAAGACAAGCUACUGACAGAUGAUGGCAACAAAUGGCUGUAUAAGAACAAGGAUCAUGGAAUGCUAAGUGCUGCCGCUUCAUUGGGGAUGAUCCUUCUGUGGGAUGUGGAUGGAGGACUGACUCAAAUAGACAAAUACUUAUAUUCCUCUGAAGACUAUAUCAAGUCUGGAGCUCUCCUGGCCUGUGGGAUUGUGAAUUCUGGAGUGAGAAAUGAGUGUGACCCAGCUUUGGCUCUUCUAUCAGACUAUGUUCUGCAUAAUAGCAACACAAUGCGUCUUGGUGCCAUCUUUGGGCUGGGACUUGCGUACGCUGGUUCAAAUCGUGAGGAUGUUCUGACACUUCUUCUUCCAGUAAUGGGUGAUUCAAAGUCCAGCAUGGAGGUGGCCGGAGUAACAGCUCUUGCUUGCGGGAUGAUUGCUGUAGGAUCAUGUAAUGGGGAUGUAACAUCCACAAUCCUUCAGACAAUUAUGGAGAAAUCUGAACAGGAGUUAAAGGACACUUUUGCACGUUGGCUUCCUCUUGGUUUAGGACUGAAUCAUCUGGGGAAAGGUGAAGCUAUUGAGGCCAUCCUUGCUGCAUUGGAGGUUGUUUCUGAGCCCUUCCGCAGCUUUGCCAAUACUCUAGUUGAUAUCUGUGCAUAUGCAGGUUCUGGAAAUGUCCUGAAAGUGCAACAACUUCUUCAUAUCUGUAGUGAACAUUUUGAUUCUAAGGAGAAGGAAGAGGAGAAGAAGGACAAGAAAGAGAAGAAAGAGAGUGCUGCUGACAUGGGAUCCCACCAGGGUGUGGCAGUCCUUGGAAUUGCACUCAUUGCAAUGGGUGAAGAAAUUGGUUCAGAAAUGGCACUUCGUACCUUUGGACAUCUGCUAAGAUAUGGGGAGCCCACACUUCGUAGGGCUGUUCCUCUGGCUUUGGCUCUCAUCUCUGUAUCCAAUCCAAGACUGAAUAUCCUGGACACAUUGAGCAAGUUCUCUCAUGAUGCAGACCCGGAAGUGUCCUAUAAUUCCAUCUUUGCCAUGGGCAUGGUGGGCAGUGGCACCAACAACGCCCGCCUUGCUGCUAUGUUGAGACAGUUAGCUCAGUAUCAUGCAAAGGAUCCAAACAAUCUGUUUAUGGUGCGACUGGCACAGGGUCUCACUCAUCUGGGAAAAGGCACACUCACUCUUUGCCCAUAUCACAGUGAUAGGCAGCUCAUGAGUCAAGUGGCAGUGGCUGGGUUAUUAACUGUUCUUGUGUCCUUCCUGGAUGUCCGAAAUAUUGUGUUGGGCAAGUCACAUUAUGUACUGUAUGGUUUAGUAGCUGCAAUGCAGCCACGCAUGUUGGUCACUUUUGACGAGGAGCUACGGCCACUACCAGUAUCUGUGAGAGUGGGACAAGCUGUGGAUGUUGUGGGCCAAGCUGGCAAGCCCAAGACCAUCACAGGAUUCCAGACGCACACUACACCCGUGUUGCUUGCACAUGGUGAGCGGGCAGAACUGGCUACAGAGGAAUAUCUGCCUGUAACGCCCAUUCUCGAGGGAUUUGUUAUUCUUCGAAAGAAUCCUAAUUAUGAUGUGUAGUGUGAUCAGAAGACGACAUGGGUUGGUUGGGUCUAGUUGUGGGGUUUUUUUUUUUUUUUUCCUAUUUGUAACUAAAUCUUAUUAAAUAAUUGACAACCA